Molecule: messenger RNA, 2041 nt
Organism: Bicyclus anynana (squinting bush brown)
Lineage: Eukaryota; Metazoa; Arthropoda; Insecta; Lepidoptera; Nymphalidae
Product: organic cation transporter protein-like
Exons: 7
Coding region: 157-1674 (505 amino acids)
Biological process (GO): transmembrane transport
Cellular component (GO): membrane
Molecular function (GO): transmembrane transporter activity
Source: RefSeq, a predicted model, not a curated record
UUAAGCACAUUUGAUGACAAGACAUUACAGGGUACAGAACUCUGAAAAGUAAACGUGCACAUUUAAUUCCCCAACAUUCAAGUGUGCGUGUUUAAGUGAGAUUGUUUAUAAUAUUGUGAUCGUGAUAAUUCAAUUCCUAUUGAAAUUCAUAUUGAAAUGGAUACAAAUAAUGUAAAAGAAAUUAAGAAGGUGGAUAUUGACAAUGUCUUGGACAAGUUUGGAGUCUUCAAACCGUAUCACAUGGGACAAAUCUGUUUGCUAUUCAUCGCCAUGUACUUAAAUGCUGUAUACUCCAUGAAUUAUGUGUUUGCUACAGAACAAGUAUCAUACAGUUGUAAAGAUAAUUUAGAUAAUAAUUCACAUUGCAAACCAUCAAAUUCUUCACACAAAUGUCUGGAGUGGGUGUACAAUAAUCCAGAUAGCUUUGUCGCGUAUUUCGAAUUAGCGUGCCAGGAAUGGAAAAGGACUCUAGUGGGGACGUUGCACAGUUUUGGAUAUAUGUGUGGCUUGCUCCUCAUUGGACCCAUGUCAGAUCGGUUUGGCAGAAAACCGAUUGCAGUUACGAUAGGCGUGCUAGGAGCAAUCUUUGGUAUCUUGAAGAGUUUAGCUCCGUGGUACUGGUUCUACAUAGCGCUGGAAUUUAUAGAAGGUGCUUUCGGAGAUAACGUUUCGCCGCUGUAUAUAUUGGGAUUAGAAUCGAUAUCAUCAAGAAAAAAGGUAUAUCUCUUUAUGUGUGGCAGCAUGGGCCACAUCCUGGGUGGAGCCGGGCUAGCUGCCGUAGCAUGGCUAGAACCUGAUUGGAGAUGGUUCUUAAGAGCCAUUUACAUUCCUGGAUUAAUUUUCAUUACUUACAUCUACUUCCUUGACGAAAGUCCAAGAUGGCUCUUGACAAAGGGAAGAAAAGAUGAAGCUAUAAGUAUAAUCAAGAAUGCAGCAAAAAAAAAUAAUUUAGAAUUUGACAAAGAAUCACUAGAAAAUUUAUCUUGUGAUGUAGAUGUUAAAGUAUCAUUUCCAGAAUUGUUAAAACAAACGUUCAAAUCCAAGAAACUGAUGAAAAGAUUUAUGGUUUGCCUGAUUUGGUGGACGACGUCAACUUUUGUCAACUACGGGUUGAUGAUCAACGCGGUUUCUUUACAAGGAAACAAAUAUAUUAACUUCAUGCUGGUUUCGUUAGUUGAUAUUCCAGGCUGUUUUAUAAUAACCUAUGUAUUGGCUAACUUUAAAAGGAAGUACCCUUUGAUGCUUUCGUUUAUGGGCGGGGCUAUUUUGUCUAUUUCGCAACCAUUUCUACCAACAAAUCUGCCAUGGCUAUCCAUCACGUUCUACAUGGCUGCGAAACUGAUGUGUUAUUUCUAUUUCUACACCACCUACAUGUACACCAUGGAGCUGUUCCCGACAUACACCAGGAAUUCGAUGCACGCCUUGUGUUCGUCUAUCGGCAGGCUGGGUUCCAUCAUAGCUCCACAAACACCACUUCUGAGGGUGUAUUGGCCGGGCCUGCCGUCGUUCGUGUUCGGCCUGGCAGCCCUGGUGGCGGGCCUGUCGACCUUCCUCAUGCCCGAUAUAGGCGACGAUGCACUACCCGACACCGUGCGACAGGCUGAAGCACUGGGCAAACAAAAGAAAGCCACCGGCCUCGAUAACGAAAACGGGGUUGAAGUGAAUCAAAUUUGAAAGUCGAUAAACGAGGUCGAUAAACUGACAUCUUGAACAUCUCCUAAACAUGGACAUACCUUUCCAGUAUAUUAUUUAGAGUUCCGUAUCAAGGAAAAAACGGUACAUCAAGGAUUGCUUUCUGACUUCCAAGAUCCUAUAUCUCCGGAACGCGUUGAGUUUCGAUUUCUUAUUAAAACCAUAUUAUAUUAAUAUACAUAUCUCGCUUUUAAACUGGCUGUAUGAUAAACUUAAUUGCAUAUCUUAAUGUAAUGUGUAAAUGUAAUGUGUAAUUGUAAUUUGUUAGAAUACUUAAUCCUUAUCUUUACGUGUACAAAAUAUUUAAAUAAUUAUAAACAUAACACACCAGUUUAAAGAUAAAUUGUAA